AUGAAACGGAGGAUUACCCGCCAGUCGACUAAGGAGCUCGAGCCGGAGAGGGCCCCCAGCAUCAGCAUCUACCCAGACUCGGUACGACCCUCGACAGAGGACGACGCCGACCACGAAUACGGCAGCAACCCCAACCCGAACCUUGACCCCGACUUCAGCCUCGCUCGCCAUCGCAGCCACGAUCUCGACCACGAUCACAACCCCGAGCCCGACCCCGACCCGUCGUCUUUCUCCUUUUCGGCUGCCUCCACGUCGGGCCUGACAUCGGGACUGAGCACGCCAGCCUACCUCCAUAGCAACUCCCUGCCAAUCUCCGGCGUGCCCCCUUGCCUACAGACGCAUUCGAGCUCCUUUUCUGCCUCUGACUACGCCUCGUCGACCACGAGCUCCCCCGCUGCUGCCUCGACUGACCCGUUGCUCGACAACGACCGCGCUCCCGACUUGGUUGACUCGGCCUCAACCGUGCAGCCCCCCGACUGCGGUGGCCCCAGGAGCCUGCCCCCCCUGGUCAACUCAUUCCACCGCGCCGUUAUGGGAGGUGCGGCGGACAUACCCCACCGGUCCUCGUCGCCGCUCAAGCGCCGAGCAUUCAGCAUAGAGCCCGACGGGGACCUCACCGACGCCAAGGAAGAUAUGAACAUGAUCAAUACUCCAGUUCCCGUGCCCGGCGCGUCAGAGCAACCGCCACCUAACCCACAAGAACAGCAAGCUAUCGAGGAAGCCAAGGGCGAGCCCGUGCCCCCACCUACCCCAGAGGCUGACGAUGCUCUCCCAGCUCUAGUCGAGGCCGAAUUGCCCCUCCGGACUGGUAAUUACACUGCCCCCGCUGCUAGCCCCGUACCGGCGCCUGGAAAGCUCGCAGGCAAGGCAUCGUUAGAGGUGACAUUGGGACCCGUCGACAACUUGGACAUCAUCCAAACCAUCUUCGUCGACGCUAGCAAUCAGCAACCAGCAGAGCGGACGGAGCGGGCGCUCUGUGGGGCCCCUGCGCUCUGCGAGCAGAGCGCCCUGGACCCACGGAGCGCAGACACCAAGGACUCUGAUUGUCGAGUGGUUUGUAAUAAUGGACUGAGUGAGGGACAGGUCCCUAUUGUGCGUACGGCGCACAAUACAGCAGUCGAUUCGGCCAGUCUUCCCAACAUUCAAUUCGAGUUCCAUCCCCCGGUAUUCACCAUCCACCGGUUAUGGGCCGCAAACAGCCCCAUCCCCAUAGACCAGGAAAUCAAGCUCAAGAAGCCCGCCCCUCCUGGCCUUGUCCAUAGCGCCACUUAUGGGUUCCACAAUUUCCUUAAGCAGGCAAAGCAGCUCACUGGUGUGGCUAAGGACUGCAAAGUGCGUCUCUGGAGAGUCUUGCAGAUCUCGGCCACCGAGCCGUCGGCUCAACCCCUGGGCAUGAAGACUCUGCCUGAUUCCCCAUCCUUGGGCGAUACCAUUCUCACUGGCCCGCCCGUACCAGCAGAGUCAUGGCCCGAGAUGCUUGUUGAUGUCGAGACCUUCCUGAAGCUCGAGAGAGAUGUGAACGGUAGCGCUAAGGAUAAGCACCUGGCCACCAAUAGAAGUUCGGGCACUCUGACAGCACAAGCGUCACAAGGGCGUGGCAGUGGACGCAACAGCCCAGCGUCGCAAGGUCCCCUGACGCGAGGCCGCGCACAGCAAAAGUCUGGACGUUCCAUCGGCUGUGUUGGGCUUCAAAACCUUGGAAAUACCUGCUACAUAAACUCGGCGCUUCAGUGCGUGAAGAGCGUCGAGGAGCUCACAAGGUACUUCUUAACAGGCGAGGCUGCAAAGGAGAUCAACCCAGACAACCCGCUCUUGCACAACGGUGAAGUUGCGCAGGCGUACUCGAAACUACUUUUCGAAAUCUACAAGGACCCUCCACCCAACUCGAUCGCGCCGCGGACUUUUAAGGGCGUGAUCGGGAGAUAUGCCCCUUCAUUCUCAGGCUACGGCCAGCAGGACUCGCAGGAGUUCCUUGGCUUCCAUAUCACUAAGAAGCGAGACGACUCCGUCAUUGCCGAUCUCUUCACUGGCAUGUACAAGUCGACUCUGGUGUGCCCCGAUUGCGAAAAGGUCAGUAUCACAUUUGGCCCAUUCAACAAUCUCACCCUCCCGCUUCCGAUUGCCAGCGUAUGGUCGAAAAACGUCCGAUACUUUCCUCUCAACGACGCUCCCGUCGACAUAGUGAUUGAGCUCGAUAAAAAUGCCAGCUCGAAGUCCUUGAAGCAAUUCAUCUCGGCCCGAGUGGGCGUGCCCGUCGAGCGUCUUUUUGGAGCGGAAGAAUUACGAGAUAAGUUCUUCAAGUUCUAUGACGACUAUAUGUCUAUAUCAGAGGAGAUUCAGCAAAACGACAACCCAACGAUGCAUGAGCUCGAGGUAGCUCCUACAAACUUCUCUGGGGUUAAACCCAAGAAGCAGAAGUACAAGUCGCUUUUAUCAUACACCGAGCCUGACGACCGCUCUCUUAGAAAGGUGCCGCCAUCACAUUUCAUCGUGGUGACUCCUAAAGAAGCUCGCAGCGACAACAUCAUUCGUCGCAAGAUCCUGGAGAAGGUGGCUACUUUCACGACGUGGUCAAAAUUCUCCUCUGUAGACCCCCUUGUAGAGGAGAUAGAAGUAGCAGAGGCGAUGGACCCAGAGAUGGCCAACACAGCAUCGGAUGUCGACGUCAUUAUGAGCGAUAGCGGCGAUGCUAGGAAAGCGCCGGCCCCCCGGGAACCCGCGGAAAAGUAUCCCCUUCCCCUAAAAAAGUUCAAUAAACAGCGGCCGAAGUGGAUCGACCCUGCCAAGUUUCUUAACUCACAGUUCCAGAACCUAUUCGAGUUGUGUUACUAUAAAGAAGAAACCAACCAACAUAUCAUCCCGACUGGGUGGACCGCCGUCCAGGAGGACAACACAUUGCCCAAGCUUAGCUCUAGAGCCCCUCGAAUGGUCGCUUCGGAUGUUGAGAUGCGGAGUCCAGGGACUUGUAAGAGUUCAGAAGAGAGUGGUAGCGACGACAACGCCGUUACUAGAAUGAUUGACGAGUUUAGCGAGAAGGAUUCAGACUUUCCUAAAGUGCGGAACAUGACGUCGCGAGUCAAGGUGCAGAAUCAGGGAAAGAAGAGUUUCGAGAAGGAACGAGCUAGCCGCGAGCGGCAACCUAUCGAAGUUGUCGAACCUGAGAAUGGUUUGGAGCCCAACGGCAGGCCUCUGAUCCGUCUCGGAGAAGCAAGCAUGAAGACCUAUUGCGACGUCGCCACCCUGGAAGACCCCGGUCUCGACGCCAAGCGGAAGCAACGGCAAAUGCGACGCAAGCACGGCAUCACCCUGGACGACUGCCUCGCCGAGUUCGAGAAAGAGGAAAUACUCUCGGAGCAGGAUACGUGGUAUUUCGUCCAUCUCAAGCGCUUCAGCUCCAGCGGAUAUCGCCGGGACAAGCUAGAUAUCCUCGUUGACUUUCCUGUGGAGAGGCUCGACCUGACGGAGCGAGUGAUUGAGCAGGAAGACGGCAAGCAAGAGAUAUACGACUUGAUCGCUGUCCAUGAUCACUGGGGUAGCUUGGGAGGAGGCCACUACACGGCGUUUGCCAAGAACUUCAUAGAUAGCGAAUGGUACGAAUUCAACGACAAAAUCAUGCUCUGA
This is a messenger RNA of Lasiosphaeria miniovina, 3621 nucleotides long. RefSeq lists its product as uncharacterized. The transcript has 13 exons. Gene Ontology annotation, biological process: protein deubiquitination. The record is from RefSeq and is a predicted model, not a curated record. NCBI's taxonomy places the organism in Eukaryota, Fungi, Ascomycota, Sordariomycetes, Sordariales, Lasiosphaeriaceae. Bases 1 to 3621 code for a protein of 1206 amino acids. Gene Ontology annotation, molecular function: cysteine-type deubiquitinase activity.